UAUGUUCAAUUGUUCAUUUUUGUUUAAUUUUAGCUAGUAAUUUGAUGGCGUGUCGUUAUGAUUGAAUAGGGCGCGCAAGCUUGAUACUGCGGCUCUGCCUCUGGCUUCAUAGACGAUUCCUUUCUGCGCAUGCCCUGGCUCCAAACUGUUGUUUUUAGGUAACAUGGCAGCGCCCAUGGCCAAACAUUUUUGGCUUUAAUUCAUUUCAAUGGAAAGAGGCGAUGUCGCAUCGUCCAUUUUUUUACAGUUACGAUACAGCUUCAUCCGAGUACUUUGAGUUAUCUUGAUCGUGAUUGAUGCAGUUUAAAAAUACAUUUUAUAUGAACAUGUAUAAUUAAUAAUGUAAGAUGUUAUUUACAAAUGAGCAAACUUAAUGUCUGUUUGUCUUGUUUAAACUUUAAACUUGUUUAAAUUCGUCUAAUGCUGUGUACACACCAAACACGAAGCAUCGCAUUCCUUGCUCUAGAUUAAUUGCAGCAUAUCAUCUUGUCAUGCAAAUUUUUUGCUCGAGUUGAAUAUUUUCAACUUGUGCGAAGACAUAGUUGAGGCGAUUAGCGUAUUUUUGCAGCAAUCGCGGCGCCAAUUCACGUCAUUCGCAUUGCCCUAGUUCACGUCUAUUCGCAUCUUUGCAUUGACUUUGUGUGUAAUCUACUCGCACAAAUCGUAGAAUUCUCUUAAAAAUGUCCUCGCGGAUGGUUUGGCACUUCUUACUAAUAUGAUACACUGUCGGGACUUAUUUUGUAAAAAAAACAACCGGAUGGCUGUACGUAUAGUCUUUGGAAAAAUACACUAAGUAUGGGGGAGAUGUGGAGAUGGUGCUACAAUUGCUGUACCUAUAGCGUAUCUGAAGAGAAGAGGAACGCCAUCGCUAAAGACAAUGAAAUUAAUCGCAUCCUGCAAGAGCAGAAGAAUCGAGAACGCAGAGAGAUCAAAGUGCUUUUAUUAGGCACUGGAGAUAGUGGGAAGACGACUUUUAUUAAACAAAUGAAGAUAAUUCACGGAAAUGGUUUUUCAGAGGAAGAAAGACGAUUUUAUGCUAAACUGGUCCACCAGAAUAUCUUUACAGCUAUGAAGGCAUUGACAGGGGCUAUGACCACACUGAAGAUUCCCUAUGCCAACCCACAAAAUGAGGUGUACAGCCAACAGUUUCACGAAGUAGAAAUAAAUGGCAUGACAGUUUUGAAAAAAACAUAUUUUGAAGAUGUUCGUCGACUUUGGAAUGACACGGGUAUCAAAUUGUGUUAUGGUCGCCGUACAGAGUACAAUCUACUAGAUUCAACAGAAUACUUUAUGAAAAAUUUAGACCGUAUCGCAUCUGCAGACUACAUCCCCACAGACCAGGAUGUGCUCAGAGUCCGGUUCCCCACCAAAUCCAUCAAUGAAUAUUCUUUUAAUUUGGAGAAGCUCACCAUCAGGAUUGUUGAUGUCGGGGGUCAAAAGUCAGAAAGGAGAAAAUGGAUCCAUUGCUUUGAAUAUAUGACAUCACUUAUAUUUUUAGCUUCUCUCAGCGAGUAUGACCAAGUGCUGGAGGAGAAUAACAAAGAGAACCGCAUAAAGGAGAGCUUGUCGCUGUUUUACAAUAUCAUCCACAUGCCAUGGUUCGCCAAGGCCUCCAUCAUCCUUUUCCUGAACAAGAAGGACAUCUUUGAGGAAAAGAUCCAGAUAUCAGACUUACAAACAUAUUUCCCUGAUUUUCAAGGCAAACGUUGCGACUCGAAAGAAGCCAUGGAGUUCAUCUUGAAGACUUAUCUACAGAAGGCCAUCAAUGUCCAGACCAAAGACUGUAAAGACAUCUAUCAUCACUUCACCUGUGCAACGGACACGAAUAACAUCCGAAACAUUUUUAAAGAUGUGAAAGAGGCUUUACUUAUUGCAGCUCUGAACCAGCAUGAACUAAUCUAAAAUCACCAAUGAAGCACCGAUCCUUUCAGGAUGAAGGCCACCAAGUGCAGGUCUUGCUUUGGCCCGAACGUGAUAGUAAACAACUCACACUGCAAAUGCACGAGUGGCAAGAGCAGCGCUGAAGCAGCAGUUCCAAGUUUGUUUCGCCGUUGGAUCUAUUGUUGAAGCAUUUUCAACAAAAAAUUGAAAAUUGAUUGAUGUGAUAAAACAACAAUGUUGUUGAUAUCCAUGGUAAAAAACAGGAAACCGAACAGCAGGAAAAUAUGAGGAGAACAUGACAAUACUGAACUAUACUUUGAAAAUAAAAGCAUAAGACAGUGGAUCAUGACACUUUCAGCCUGCAUUGCUAAAAUAUCUAUGAAUCUUUGAGAGUCGUGUCUAUUAAAGCCUAAAAAUGUACACUUUUGUCUUGCUGAAAAAAAAACAAUGAUUUGUUUAUGUUAACUGUUUAAAUUGAUUUAAUGUUGUAAGUGGUUCAAUGGCUUAAAACUGUUUAGAUGGCCAGAAUAUAGUAUAAAACAUUUAAACUGUGGCUGGCCACAUAUGGUACAGGGGUAUUAGCAUAUUAAACAUGAAAGAACUGGCAUCAAAUCACAGACAGGAACAGAUUUACUAACAACAUGUGCCAGCGCAAACGUCUCUUGUCGUCAAAAACUAAAAGGUUAAAGACACACAGUAAAAAAUUAGCAGUGAGAAGACACGGACAGUUGUUUUUGCAUUUGACCUUAUUUUAUAUGCACUCAUUCAGGCGCAAAAUUUAUAGAAGGAAAUUUCAAAUAUAUUAUGCAACGCAAUUUACUAAGGUUUGCGCUCCUCAGUCCACUGGUAUUUGUUUGCAUGUUUUAAACCUUGAAAAGCAUGCCUUAAACCCCACACUAAUUUGAACUGCUCUUGGUAGAUUGCGUCGGUCGUUAUGGAAAUGAGAUUUCCCAGAAAUUUCCACUCCCAUCUGCACUUUUUGAAAUUGCGCUCUCACGCUAAUUUUGCCCUGUUUAGUAAAUCUGGCCCUUAGUGUACAAAGAAAAGUUAGAAAUUGACAAUGCUUUUUUCAUGGCAAAAUUGUACAUAUUUUAUGAGAUGGCUAAUUCCCACGCUCAUACAUUUUUGUACGAUUUGCUUUUGCCCCUGUGAUGUUCGGGUUAGGGGUGGGGUUUCGUUAUUUUUUAUGAUAAUUCUACCGUAUGUUUUUGUAUGACUCACUUUGUGCGAAUUCAUACGAAUUAGCCAACUCGUAAAAUAUGUACCAAUUCUUGUGAAAUCAGGCUUUAUUAAUAUAGGAAAGAAACCUGUAUUGUAAGAAUGCAGAAAUGACUACGGAUAUGUUAAGUACAUGACUGCGCAAUUUAUAUUUAGGGGCUGUGCACACCAAAGCUUUUACACCAGCGGAUGUUUUCAAUUGUUUCCAAUGAAAGCGCAGCAUUUUUCUAAAAGCCAGCAGCUGUUGUUGUUUUUUUGCGGUGAAAGUCGGCACUCUGUGGUUUUUCCGAGCUCAGCGCUGAGAGCUGAGAGUUGAAAAAUAUUCAACUUUGGUUGAAAAGCUUGUCAAUGUCAAUUCUCAGAUGGCCGUCCAAUCACAGUAGGGGGGGAUGACAAAUAUCAAGUGUUGGUUAUCCCUUGCUAAAAUGGCUAUAAAUGACUCUGAUAAACUUUCUGCCUGGCCAAAAAUUGUCGAUUCUGAACUCUUUGCCCUGUCCAAGAUGGCUGACAUCGAACUCUCUGCCCUGUCUAAAAUGGCGGACAUUGAACUCUCUGCCUGGUCCAAGAUGGCUGUCUCUGCCAUGAAAGCUGAUGUAAACAUAAACAUUUCUCAGAUUUAUUACUUUUGUUGACUACAAAUGCAAGUUGAUGUCAUACUGGGAACGCUUGGUAAAGAUAAUUUACAAACAUGAGACCGGAUGGACUUAUGACUUUCACACAAUUUUUAAACAAAGGUAUGUUUUGAUGUUUCAUGUUCAUUCUAUACGCACUGUCGACCAUGAUGAAGUUUAAUGAUUCAUUGCCAUGCCCACCAUGGUCCUGCGAUGUUAGAUCAGAAAUGUCUUGUCUGCAAGUGUUAAUUUUUACAAAAUAGAGUAACGCU
Molecule: messenger RNA, 3982 nt
Organism: Misgurnus anguillicaudatus (oriental weatherfish)
Lineage: Eukaryota; Metazoa; Chordata; Actinopteri; Cypriniformes; Cobitidae
Product: guanine nucleotide-binding protein G(q) subunit alpha-like
Biological process (GO): adenylate cyclase-modulating G protein-coupled receptor signaling pathway; phospholipase C-activating dopamine receptor signaling pathway
Cellular component (GO): cytoplasm; heterotrimeric G-protein complex
Molecular function (GO): G protein-coupled receptor binding; G-protein beta/gamma-subunit complex binding; guanyl nucleotide binding
Source: RefSeq, a predicted model, not a curated record